Notolabrus celidotus (New Zealand spotty) is the source of this 6682-nucleotide messenger RNA. RefSeq names its product PHD finger protein 21Ab (gene phf21ab). Gene Ontology annotation, molecular function: chromatin binding. NCBI's taxonomy places the organism in Eukaryota, Metazoa, Chordata, Actinopteri, Labriformes, Labridae. The record is from RefSeq and is a predicted model, not a curated record. Gene Ontology annotation, cellular component: histone deacetylase complex. The transcript has 22 exons. Bases 300 to 3347 code for a protein of 1015 amino acids. Gene Ontology annotation, biological process: negative regulation of transcription by RNA polymerase II.
AGCUCCGCGGCGCAGGGAUCUGUGCUGUGCUGAGGCUGAGCUGAAUGAGAUUGAAGAAGAGUUCUUCUUGUUUUGUAGCUUCAGUUUCUCUGUUUUUACUCUAAUUCACUGAAACUGAAGAUAAACCCGGUCCAGAGGAGACAGGUCUGAGGGCAGCAGGGGGUCUGACUGAGUCUCUGCUGGUCUUCUUCGUGGAUUCUUACUGAUAUAUAUUUAAUUAAUCUGAGGAGGAGGACUGCUGCUGAGUGAGGCAGCACAGAGGGGUGGAGUCCAGUCCCACAGCCAGGUGCGGCACUUUAAUGCUUCAGGUGGAUGGUUUUCCUACUGGAGACGGUGUUAAGGCUGAUCAAUCGGCUGGCAGACUGACUGGAUCCAUGAUGGAAUUACAGACGUUACAGGAGGCCCUGAAGGUGGAGAUCCAGAUCCAUCAGAAACUGGUUGCCCAGAUGAAGCAGGACCCUCAGAACGCAGAUCUGAAGAAGCAGCUCCACGAACUACAAGCCAAGAUCACAGCGCUCAGCGAGAAGCAGAAAAAGGUGGUGGAGCAGCUGAGAAAGGAGCUCUUGGUGAAGCAGGAGCCGGAGGCCAAGCUGCAGCUGCACGUCCAAAACUCCUCCAGUAGGUGGCGACAUCAAGCCGGUCACCCUGCUGCAGAGCCAGCAGAUACCUGGAGGACUGCAGCAGACCCUGACGGUCACCCCGGUCCUCACCGCGAAGACUCUACCUCUGGUGCUGAAAGCUGCCGCAACGCCCACCCUCCCUGGCUCUGUCCUGCCACAACGCCCUCCCACUGUCGCGAUGGUCACCACAGCUAUCACCAAACCCGACUCACAGAACAUCCCCAUCAACCUGCAGAGGAGGUGAAGCAGGGGAAGCAGGGGAAGCAGGGGAAACAGGGGAAGCAGGUGAAGCAGGGGAAGCAGGCGAAGCAGGCGAAGCAGGGGAAGCAGGGGAAACAGGGGAAGCAGGUGAAGCAGGGGAAGCAGGCGAAGCAGGCGAAGCAGGGGAAGCAGGUGAAGCAGGGGAAGCAGGCGAAGCAGAAAAAGGUGGUGGAGCAGCUGAGAAAGGAGCUCUUGGUGAAGCAGGAGCCGGAGGCCAAGCUGCAGCUGCACGUCCAAACUCCUCCAGUAGGUGGCGACAUCAAGCCGGUCACCCUGCUGCAGAGCCAGCAGAUACCUGGAGGACUGCAGCAGACCCUGACGGUCACCCCGGUCCUCACCGCGAAGACUCUACCUCUGGUGCUGAAAGCUGCCGCAACGCCCACCCUCCCUGGCUCUGUCCUGCCACAACGCCCUCCCACUGUCGCGAUGGUCACCACAGCUAUCACCAAACCCGACUCACAGAACAUCCCCAUCAACCUGCAGGUGGCUAGCAAGCUGACCAAUCAGAGCUCCGAGCCCGUGCGACUCGUAUCAAAGAACGCCAUGGUGGUAAGGCCAAAACCGGCCACACCUACAAACAUCCCCAUCGCCCCGGCCCCUCCCCCUCCCAUGAUGGCCGCCCCCCAGCUGCUCCAGAGGCCGGUCAUGUUGGCCACCAAGCUGACGUCCUCGCUGUCCACGGCGGCUCCCAUCCAUCAGGUCCGCAUCGUGAACGGACAGCCGUGCAGUAAGACCGGCACCACCCCGCUGACCGGCAUCGUCAUCACCACGCCGGUCUCUGCUAGCCCCGCCCGCCUCGCCAGCCCCGCCCAGGUACCCACCCCCAUCCUCACCGCGACCCCUGUCCAGCCGAUCCAGAUCAGCAGCCUGACCAUUGAGCCCAAGAAGACUGUUAAACCAGGCGGAGGAGCCGAGCAGAAGGCCAUCGUCAUCCUCCCCUCUCCCUCCACUCCCCCGCUGUCUCCUCCUCCUCCUCCUCCUCCUCCCAGACCCAAGAGAGAGGAGAACCCGGAGAAACUGGCCUUCAUGGUGUCUCUGGGCCUCGUCACACACGACCACUUAGAGGAGAUUCAGAGUAAAAGACAGGAGAGGAAGAGGAGAACGACAGCCAACCCCGUGUACAGCGGUGCUGUGUUUGAACCCGAGAGGAAAAAGAGUGCAGUGAGUUACCUGAACAGCCCUCUGCACCAGGGGACCAGGAAGAGAGGUCGCCCACCCAAAUACAGCAGCGUCACGGAGCUGGGCAGCCUCACCCCGACCUCCCCCUCCAGCCCCGUCCAUCCCCUCCCCCUGCCCAGCCCCAGCUCUGGGGAUGGAGACAUCCAUGAGGAUUUCUGCACUGUGUGCAGACGCAGUGGCCAGUUGCUCAUGUGCGACACGUGUUCUCGUGUUUAUCACCUGGACUGCCUGGAUCCACCCCUGAAAACCAUUCCUAAAGGCAUGUGGAUCUGUCCAAAAUGCCAAGAUCAGAUCCUGAAAAAAGAAGAAGCCAUUCCCUGGCCCGGUACUCUGGCUAUUGUUCAUUCCUACAUCGCUUACAAAGAAGCUAAAGAAGAAGAGAAGCAGAAGCUGAUGAAAUGGAGUUCAGAGCUGAAGCUGGAGCGAGAGCAGCUGGAGCAGAGAGUCAAACAGCUCAGCAACUCCAUAACAAAAUGCAUGGAGACCAAAAACACCAUCCUGGCUCGUCAGAAAGAGAUGCAGAUGUCUCUGGACAAAGUCAAACACCUGAUCCGCCUCAUCCAAGCCUUCAACUUCAACAAAGCUCUGGCAGAGUCAGACGGUAAGGACAUCAUCAGUGCCAGAGUCCAGGACAGAGCCGAGGUGGCGGUCGGCUCUGACGCCGCCACAGAGGACAGCUCUGCAGAGAAGGUAAUAGACGGCAGCUCCUCGGCCGGCAGCAACGCCGCCGCCGCCGCCGCCGACAACGACAAACAAGAGGAGCGCGGCGCCACGGGGAACACCCAGACGACAGGAGGGACGGGAGCGACGGGGGGAGACAUCCAGAGCCAGGCCGUGCUAGAAGGCAGCACGGUCCCGGCGACAGAUAACAGUCCUGCUGUGGGCGCGGGGGCCGUGGUCGGGGAGGGGGCCGUAGUCGAGGGGGACACAGGGACCGGGGUCCGGGCCGAGGUUGUGGCCGAGCCCGACGCCGAGGAAACUCCGGUGGUUGACAUUCCCGCUCCCUUAGUGGUCGCGACCGUUGCCACAACCAACGGUACGACCGAGCCCGCCUGCCCCGACCACAGCCCGGCAGGAGGCCGCACCACCACCAACGCCACCACCACCAACACCACCACCAACUCUGAGAACAAGAUGGCUGCCGUCAACCCUGCAGAGACAGCGGUGGAGAAGAAACAGGAGGAGAUCAUUGACAGUGACGGCAGCAACAACAACAACAGCAAAACCUCAGAACCCUCCCAGCAUUCUUUGCCAGCUCUCGUCAGCAGUUUGGACAAUAAAAAGUAAUGCUCUGUCUCUGCGGGAACUCAAACAUAUAUAUUCAAAAAAAAGACACUGCUUGCACCGCACGGUGCCCUGAAGUUGCCAAUCUGUAUAAAUGUUGUUUGUUUGCAUUGUAUUGUCAGACUGUGUCAAUGGUAGAUAUACAGCCCAAGUCACAUGACUCUGGGGAGACGUAGGCUCCGCCCACAGAGCUGGGAACGCCUACAAACCAGUGUCAUCAUGCCAAUUAGUGAUAGACGUCAGUGGUGGGAAUGCUCAAAGGGAGAUUUAAUUCAUCAUCACACCAGUGUGUGCCUGUUAUAGUGGCCCCUGUGUUCUCUGGAGGGAGGGGAAGUGGGUCCACAUGGGUCCACAUGGGUCCACAUGGGUCCACAUGGGUCCACAUGGGUACUGAGAAAAUCGAGAACAUGGAACCAAACAUCUGUCAGGGGUUACUCGUCUAAGAAGCAGUGUUGUGAUAGAGUAUGCAUACUGAAAAGAGAGCCUGUUCACAGCCUCGUCCGAAUGAACUGAACCUGAACAACCUUCACCUUCUGCAAACCCACCACCCUGAACCCCAAACCCCUGAACCCCAAACCCCUGAACCCCAAACCCCUGAACCCCUGAACCCCCCGUCCCCGUACCUUUGAAACCAACAACAGCCUCCAUUCAUGCUGUUCUCUCUCCAGUCCUCCGAUGUGACCGUUCUCUUAAAGAAGGAUCAGAAUGCUUCAGACUGGUUCAGAGUCGAGUGCUGAGUCGAGAGACGGGAGAUAAAAGAAGACAGGAGCCAAACAAAAACUGAACUCUUCAAAUCUAAAAUAUUUGACUUUGAUUUUUCACUUUAUCUUGUCCUGUCACUAAACCCAAAUUGGUCUGACCCAGUCCGACCCCGGGGUUCUUAAUAGUGACGGGGUUAGCAGAGCACACUCUGGUCGGCCUCCUCUCCAGGACAAUCAUGGUGUUGAACCUGGUUAUCCAUAAUCUCAGGUUCCAGUCUCUGUUUGGCUUCACACUCCAAACAAAUGUUUCUAACGUCCAAUCAGACGACGACUCGUAUCAACUACAAUCAUUCCCUCUGAUCGACCAAUCACAGCGCUCUGUGAGUAUCAGACAAAACCCCAAUCUGUCACAGUCCGCUCAAGUUCUGACAUCCAGCAGGUAGAUGCUUUUAAACCAACAUCCAGACUUCCACCUUCACCUUAAAGUCAGCUCAUGUCAUCGUUAGUGGGCCUCCCUUAAAGGACUUAAACCCAAACCGACCCUCCACAUGACACCUCUAAACUAUCCCCCCUUACACCAAUAAUCCAAUCCAACAUUUUCUGAAACCUCCCAAAAAAAUUCAGCCAAUCAGCUCCUGAGGAUCUUGACCCUUUCCAACGAAUAGACCAAUGAUCAAGCAGAUCUCACCAACCGGUCUCCAGAGUCCUUCUCCAACCCAAACAGAACUUGUUGGUCAAACUGAGGAGCUGACCUUCUCCCAGUAAACCAGAGACCAGCUGAGUCCCCAUCCUCUGGUCCUUGGUAGUGGCAGUACCUUUCCCCAGUAAGUCACCUUACCGAUCACAUCCUUUCCAAAGUCCCCCAAAAGACCUAACGUGUUCCCCUCAUCAGGAGAGUGUUCAGCAGGUUCAUCAGUCUAUAGGUCAGUAAGGGUGUGAGGUUUCAGGCCCUGUUUAACAAUCUCACAAGGCAUUGGGUCACGUCCCAGACUUUCGAAUCCUCCUGCCCCUGUUCACCUAUAAUCCAGUUCACUCUACCAGCCAGUCUACCUUCUCCAACAUAAAGCCCCAGUUAACUUCUGACCUGAGGGAAUCUGAUGCUUUUAAACCAAUCCCUAUCAUCCCGUCACCCAACGAUAAGACCACAUUCCCCUUCUGACUUCCUCCGGACCAGUAGCUGUACCUUUGUCCUCGUGACCCCCGUCCAAACGCCUCAUGAAUCCAGUUUGUCCCCCUCCCCACAGAGAAAGGGUUCAGCAGGCUUCAAGUAUUCAAGUUUGUGAGAGUACAGGUUUCCAUAAACGUCCAGCACCCUGUGAGUCUGGCCUUUCCAUAGUAACUUAAAAACCUGCCCUCCUCAGUGUGCCAAAAACCCAAUGUGACUUAUAGGGUCCCUAAAAACCCUAACCCCAUGAUCUGAGGACUCCCAAGUCUACAAAUGACCAAACGUCCCCCAUCCAGUAAUCCCAGUUAUUCUCAGACCAGCACUUCAGUUGAAGCAUUCUGACCCCUUUAACCGGUCUCCUUAAGACCCCAUCAAAAUAAGAUAGAUCUCAUUCUCCCCUCCUCUUGACCAAGGACCUGUUUCUGGUCCUUUUGACAGUCUGACAAGAACUUUUAAUGAAGGGUCUAAUGAUAUAAACCUAAGCCUUCAGUCCACAGACACCUUAAAGCAAGUGUCCCUAACCCCCCAUCAGACUUCAACGUCCCCUCAUCUUUGGACCAACAGCAGAACCGUUCCCCUGAAGGCUUGAACCCAAAAGUACCUUCUCCAGUUGGCCAACAGUCCAACGUGUCCUCCCUCUGGAACCCAAAAGAUCUGACGACUCCAACCAAUGAUUUACACUCCCAGUAACCUCCUCCCUCCCUCCCUCCCCCUCACUUCCUGUCCCCCCGUCUCCUCCUCCCUCCCCCUCACUUCCUGUCCCCCCCGUCUCCUCCUCCCCCCUCAGGCAGAAGGACGCUGAGCGGUGCGUUCAGCGGGUACGAAGGACGAGGACGAACAGGCACGGUAGCCUAACAGAUGUUUCAGUGGUGUUGGUCAAAGUGUAGUGAUUGAGUUUUCAUUCGUGAGUCAAGUGUGUCAACUGUGAGCACUAAAUGUGAAGUUGCAAUAUUGCAAUGUCAACACACACAAACUAUAUCUGGGCUGUGUUUCUUUUUAUAGGAAAAGAUAUUCAGGUCUUCCUAGUCUUCAGAAUAAGUGCUUUCUGUUCCUGAACCUGCUGGACCGGCAUUAUCAACACAAAAAGGACUCCUCUUUUUGAAGUGGUGAUCUUUGCAUUAUGUACAUUUCUGUUGAAUCCUGAACUGCCAAAAUGAUGUUGUAUCCAAAUUCAGCAGGGACAAGUCCACUUACUGUAUUGAAAGAUCAAAUCAUUGGCGUUGUAAGAUAUAGAUGCUACCAUUUCAGAAAUUGGAAGUUCCCAGAUGGAGGCAGGAGAGCUCAUUAAACAAUAACGGGGAAGGAACUUUUUAUUUUCCUUGAAAUGGAGGGAUUUGUUGUUUGAACCUUCAGACGGAUCUCAAAGGACGAUCCCACAAAUCCUGAGAUUAAAGCACAAGCUUGCUGCAUUACAAAGAAGUGCUGAAGAGCUUUUUGUAUGUUAAUAUGGAAUUAAACAGAGUAUGCAUCUC